UCUCGGUCAUCUGACCUAAUGGCUCAUCAGCGAGUUCACACCAGGGAGCGGCCGUUCACCUGCUUGGACUACGGGAAGAGAUUCACUGAAUCAUCUAAGUUGAAGGUUAGAAAUUUGAAGGAAUUUGUCUACGGGGAUCUCAAACACAACUCACCAGUUUUGCUGUCUCUGUCCAGAUAUUUAAGAAGUGGAGCAAGGGAUUCAUUCAACCAGCCUUGCUGCUCAGAUUAUGGGCAGUGAUUCACUCGGUCAUCUGACCGACUGGCAUGCAUGCCAAUUUAAAAAAGGGGAGAGGAUGUUCUCCUGCUCAGACAGUGGGAAUGGAUUCAGUUGGUCAUCUCAAUUGAAGGUACAUCAGCAAGUUCACACUGGGACAAGGCCAUUCACCUGUUCUGUGUGUGAGAAGGGAUUCAGUCGAUCUUCCCACUUGUGGACUUACAGUCAUUUCACACUGGGCAGAGGCUGGUCAUCUGCUGAAUUUGUGGGGAAGGAUUCACUCGAUCAUCUGACCUAAUGGCUCAUCAGCAAAUUCACACCGGGGAGCGGCCGUUCACUUGCUCAGACUGUGGGAAGGGAUUCACUUUCUCAUCUAAACUGAAGAUACAUCAGCGAGUUCACACUGUGGAGAGGCCAUUCACCUGCUCUGACUGUGGGAAGGGAUUCACUCAGUCAUCUGGACUACUGGUACACCUGCGAGUUCACACAGGGGAGAGACCGUUCACCUGCUCAGACUGUGGGAAGAAAUUUACUCGGUCAUUUGAUCUCCAGGUACAUCACCGUGUUCAUACGGGGGAGAAACCGUUCACCUGUUCUGACUGUGGGAAGGGAUUCCAUGGACCACCUGACCUUAAUAGACACCAGCGAUUUCACACUGGGGAGAAGCCGAUCACUUGCCCAGUCUGUGGGAAAGGUUUCACUUUAUUAUCUGACCUACGGAGACACCAAUCAGUUCACACUGGGGAGAGGCCCUUCACCUGCUCAGUCUGUGGGAAGACAUUCAGUCAGUCAUCCGACCUACAAAGUCACAAACGAGUUCACACUGGGGAGACACCGUUCACCUGCUCAGACUGUGAGAAGACAUUCACUCGGUCAUCCCACCUACAGAGACACCAGCGAGUUCACACUGGAGAGAACCCAUUCACCUGCUCAGUCUGUGGGAAGGGAUUCACUUUCUCAUCUAAACUGAAGAUACAUCAGCGAGUUCACAGAGGGGAGAGACCAUUCACCUGCUCAGACUGUGGGAAGAGAUUUUCUCAGUCAUUUGAUCUCCAGGUACAUCACCGAGUUCAUAUGGGGGAGAGACCGUUCACCUGCUCAGACUGUAGGAAGGGAUUCCAUGGACCACCUGACCUUAAUAGACACCAGCGAUUUCACACUGGGGAGAAGCCGAUCACUUGCCCAGUCUGUGGGAAAGGUUUCACGUUAUUAUCUGACCUACGGAGACACCAAUCAGUUCACACUGGGGAGAGGCCGUUCACCUGCUCAGUCUGUGGGAAGACAUUCAGUCGGUCAUCCGACCCACAAAUUCACAAACGAGUUCACACUAGGGAGACGCCGUUCACCUGCUCAGACUGUGGGAAGAGAUUCACUCAGUCAUGCCACCUACAGAGACACCAGCGAGUUCACACCAGGGAGAAGCAAUUCACCUGCUCAGACUGUGGGAAGAGAUUCACUCAAUCAUCCCACUACAGAGUCACCAGAGUGUUCACACUGGCGAGAGGCCGUUCGCCUGUAGUAAAUGUGGGAAGGGUUUCACUCAGUUAUCUAACCUUGUGACACACUACCGGGUUCACACUGGGAGAAACUUUCAAUAAACUGCAUGCUGGAUAUUUGUCCAUCACCAUUGCUGAAUGCAAUUUUGAGAGUGACUGUCAGUGCUGAACUCUGCAAUUAUUGCUGCUGCUCACCACACCCAGUACUGCACCCUGGUCACUGGGCAUGGGAGGAGUUUCUUCUGCUCCACAUUCACCUUUAAUGGGACUGGAGUUUAAUAUUCUGGAUCUGAGACAAAUAAACCAGUUCUGUUUUGAACUUUGUCAUCAGUACUUAGUGAAUUUAUAACACACCUAGUGUACAGUAGAGAGUUAACUCAGGCCAGCUGAUCCUGCCAAUGAUUCAGUUCCAUGACGGUCCUUUUGAAUCUUCCCCUGUUCCCCUCUCGAUCUCUCUGUGGUGAUGAGUUCCAAACAGUCACCUCUCUGUAGGUGAAGACGUUUCCCUUGAAUUUCCUGCAGACGGAAGAAGUCGAGCUGACUGCAGUUCUGUCUGAGAUCUUCUUCACCCUUCAAAUCUCUGGGCUGAUGGAGAAUGGCAUUGGUAGUUAAUUUCCUUAUUCAUGGCUGAUUUUCACAUUAUGGGUCAUUUUCCUGCUCCUAAAAGGUUCUUAGAAAACACCA
Messenger RNA from Hypanus sabinus (Atlantic stingray), 2396 nucleotides. RefSeq names its product zinc finger protein 229-like. The coding region runs from base 514 to 1776 and encodes 420 amino acids. Gene Ontology annotation, biological process: regulation of transcription by RNA polymerase II. Gene Ontology annotation, cellular component: nucleus. The transcript has 2 exons. The record is from RefSeq and is a predicted model, not a curated record. Gene Ontology annotation, molecular function: DNA-binding transcription factor activity, RNA polymerase II-specific; RNA polymerase II transcription regulatory region sequence-specific DNA binding. Lineage: Eukaryota; Metazoa; Chordata; Chondrichthyes; Myliobatiformes; Dasyatidae.